CGACGGGAGAAACCCAUCAUCCUCUCGCCGUCAGAAACAUGUCGUUUUCGCUGUCCAACAGACAAGUGACCUUGGUGAAGGAGCUAGUGAACUUUACGGGCUGCGCCCGCGAGAGGGCCAUCGAAUUGCUACGGAAGCACCAAUGGAGUGUCUCGGCUGCUGCCGACGUUUUCUUUGAAGACACGGCGAACCAGGCGGCUGUAUGCACCGUUAACGAAGGCGCUGUCAUCGCGUGGUUUGACAAGUAUGCUGAUCCCGACGACCCCGACAGCAUGCUUGAUGAAGGCAUCAUGGCAUUCUGCGACGACAUUGGGAUUGAUGCCCAGGACACGGUUGUGCUCGUGAUUGCGUGGAAGAUGAAGGCAGCCGAAAUGUGCUGCUUUACGCGGACCGAGUUUGUCCGCGGAAUGCGGGAGCUCGGCUGUGAGUCCGCGGCGGCUCUGCGCGCCAAACUCGGCGAGGUCCGCGAAUGCAUUGCGGCCCCGGCGGCCUUUAAGACCUUUUACUUGUUUUGCUUUGGCUACUCCAAGGAACCAGGCCAGAAGAGUCUGAGCAAGGACAUGGCGGUGGCUAUGUGGGAGCUCGUGCUGUUGCCCAAGUUCCCCAAAGUUGCCGACUGGCUCGCGUUCCUACAAGAGCAUCCCAGCUACGGCAUCACGCGCGACACGUGGGACCUCUUUUACGACUUCAUGGUCAAGGUGGAGGCCUCCUACGAUGGAUACGACGAGAACGAAGCGUGGCCCGUCCUUAUCGACGACUACAUGACGUACAUUUCAGAAACCAAGGGCGGCCAGCGCCACUAAUACACUGGACAACUCUACUUUCGCGUGCUCGAGUCGCUGCGGCUCAUCGAGACAAAGUUUGAGUGCCAGUGGGUGCAAAACGCUCUACUGCCAUUGAAGAGCUCGUUCUCACAACCCUCCGCGAACUUGCGUUGGUUGAAAUGUGUGGCGGAAUCGAGGCUCGGGCCCUUGGUAGAGUACCUCGAGCGUUGUCGAUCGGCGACGUCUUGCUGAGACCUGAUGUGGAGGAUGAACAUGGAUGCACGCAUUGAAGUGUCUGCCGCAUUUGUCAAACAGAUCCAAACGAUACGUUGGCUGGUUUCAGGUCUGCAUGGACACUGCCACCACCAAUUUCGUGGUCGACACUCCAUGAAAAGGUCGACGAAGUCGAUGUCUAAAUACAAUCUGCUGAAAUUUUUCAUGAGGCUCAAUAAGGUGCCACAUGCAGCGCGGGUUCACCAACAGUGGGCGUUGCAUUCGUUUGGUAGGCUCUGGCUGGGGCGGCAUGACUUCGCUGCUGGCUGUUGGACCGGUGGUCGUGGUGCAGUCCCCACGCGGUCUUGGAAAACUGCAUGUACAUGGCAAUGAAAAAGAGCCCGACCGUCGCGGCCAAGUACGCCCACCACGCAGCGCUGAUCGAGUACACAAAACUGCCGUCGGCCAGCUGCACGCGAAGCGCUUCAAGAUCACUUCCGGAGGGGUACUUGCCGGCAAAAUACCCCACACCCCACACGACGGCGGUGGCCCCAAAGAAACUCGUCGCGAUGAUGAGGAAUGGGCGCUCCAGACACCGUGCCAAGAGCCCGCCGAGGAUGCCCAAGCCCACGAUGAGAAUGUACAGCAUACCGCUUGGAUUCGACGGCCACAGCUUGUACCCGACCGUGUUGUUUACGAUGAACGCCAGCAAGACCCCAGCGGCGGCACCCACAAUGAACACGCCGAGUUUCCAAAUGCACAUGACGGUGGUGCCGACGACGAGCCCGCCAGCAACAAAGCAUAUCCAUGCCGCCGUCACCAUGUACGUUUGGUUUGCAAAUAUCUUUUCGGCGAUCAAGUAAAACACAACCGACCCGACGGCAAACCCGCACACAAACAGCACUGGGCGAAACAGCUUGUAGCCAAAGAGAGCGACGACCGAGCCAACGCCAAUCGCCAACCCUGCAACCACACCCGGCGCGAAGCUAAUCUUGGACCCGCUGGCUAAUAAAUCGUUCGCGGCACGGUCAAAGUCACUGCUUCCAUCAGUCAAAUUGGGCAAGGCCGCAACUGUGAUCGAUGGGGCAGAGGUCGUCGUGGCUGCCGCAAAGGAUGUGCCUAUGAACGCCGUCACGAGGACAGCCACCGUUAGAGAUAUCUCGAGGCGCGUCAAGCCAGUCGUCAUGAAGGACUGCCAAGCCGAACUCGCACUGGCGUGCGCUCUGCUUGGUCCUGAUGCCGAGG
Messenger RNA from Aphanomyces invadans, 2222 nucleotides. RefSeq lists its product as hypothetical. Gene Ontology annotation, molecular function: ubiquitin-like protein binding; ubiquitin conjugating enzyme binding; cullin family protein binding. The transcript has 5 exons. Gene Ontology annotation, biological process: protein neddylation; positive regulation of ubiquitin-protein transferase activity. Lineage: Eukaryota; Oomycota; Saprolegniomycetes; Saprolegniales; Verrucalvaceae. Bases 39 to 803 code for a protein of 254 amino acids. Gene Ontology annotation, cellular component: ubiquitin ligase complex. The record is from RefSeq and is a predicted model, not a curated record.